Aspergillus ochraceoroseus IBT 24754 is the source of this 1108-nucleotide messenger RNA. RefSeq names its product putative monosaccharide-P-dolichol utilization protein. The record is from RefSeq and is a predicted model, not a curated record. NCBI's taxonomy places the organism in Eukaryota, Fungi, Ascomycota, Eurotiomycetes, Eurotiales, Aspergillaceae. The coding region runs from base 80 to 991 and encodes 303 amino acids. The transcript is spliced from 2 exons.
CUAUUGAACACCAUCAUCAUCUUUCUUUUCCCCUUUCCCUCUGGUUUAGAUAUCUCGUCUGUCCCCGAGAAUUACCACCAUGGACGCAAUUCAGAAGACCAUCGUCGAUCCCCUCCAACCUUUCCUCCGUCCCAUCGUUUCGUCGGUGCCACAGCCUGUCCACGAUGCUAUUAUCUCUCUCAUCGGAUCAAGCUGCCACAACACACUCCUGCUGAACUUGGAUCUUGCCCAGGACUCGGCUUGCACAUCUCUCGCAAUUUCCAAGGCUCUGGGUAUUGCGAUUGUCGGCGCUAGCGGGAUUGUGAAGGUGCCCCAGAUUCUCAAGCUCAUCCGUUCCGGAUCCUCGGCCGGGGUGUCCUUCGUGUCGUACGCCCUCGAAACCGCCAGUCUGCUCAUUACCCUUUCCUACGGUGUCCGGAACCAGUUUCCGUUCAGCACUUACGGUGAAUCUGCUUUCAUUGCGGCGCAGGAUGUGUUGGUUGGAGUGUUGGUCUUGACGUAUGCCGGCAAGUCUGCAGCUGCGGCUGCCUUCCUGGCAGUUGUGGCAGCCAGUGUGUAUGCGUUGUUGGUCGAUACUACUCUUAUUGAUGCACAAUCCAUGGCGUACCUCCAGGCCGGCGCAGGAGCUUUGGGUGUCGCUAGCAAGGUGCCUCAGAUUCUCACUAUUUGGCAAGUAGGAGGUACUGGGCAGUUAAGUGCUUUUGCGGUGUUCAACUAUCUCGCAGGCUCCCUGACUCGCAUAUUCACGACCCUCCAGGAAGUCGACGACAAGCUCAUCCUGUACGGAUUCCUUGCGGGAUUUACUCUGAACCUGGUCCUUGCGGCGCAGAUGCUGUACUACUGGAAUAGCCCAUCGCAGCCCAAGAAAGCGGUUCAGACGCCCAAGUUCAAGUACGCUGUUUCGGCGCCUGAGGCAACUCCGGUUGCUCGCAGCUCGGGGGCGUCGCCUAAGCCGUCUGGAAGGACUCCUACCACCCGACGACGCGGUUAGACUAGUUGAAAUACGGGUUUCUUCUUCUUCUUCUUCUUCUUUUCUUCCAUUACUAUGUCACAGUUUAAUUGAUUAUAAGUGAAUACAUUACCUUGGUCGCAUCUGUACCACUGAGAC